Messenger RNA from Histoplasma mississippiense, 1272 nucleotides. Its product is annotated as mitogen-activated protein kinase MKC1. Gene Ontology annotation, biological process: protein phosphorylation; intracellular signal transduction. Gene Ontology annotation, molecular function: ATP binding; MAP kinase activity. The record is from RefSeq and is a predicted model, not a curated record. Bases 1 to 1272 code for a protein of 423 amino acids. Gene Ontology annotation, cellular component: nucleus; cytoplasm. NCBI's taxonomy places the organism in Eukaryota, Fungi, Ascomycota, Eurotiomycetes, Onygenales, Ajellomycetaceae. The transcript is spliced from 5 exons.
AUGGCGGAUUUGCAAGGACGUAAGGUCUUCAAGGUGUUCAAUCAGGAUUUUAUCGUUGACGAGCGAUACAAUGUGACCAAGGAGUUAGGACAGGGCGCAUAUGGCAUUGUCUGUGCUGCCACGAAUGUUCAGACUGGGGAGGGUGUUGCAAUCAAGAAGGUUACAAAUGUAUUCAGCAAGAAAAUCUUGGCCAAACGUGCCCUGCGCGAGAUCAAACUUCUCCAGCAUUUCCGCGGCCAUCGCAAUAUCACGUGCUUGUAUGACAUGGAUAUCCCGAGACCAGACAAUUUUAAUGAAACUUACUUGUAUGAAGAAUUGAUGGAGUGUGACUUGGCUGCGAUCAUCCGAUCUGGACAGCCUUUAACCGACGCUCACUUCCAAUCCUUUAUUUACCAAAUACUCUGUGGCUUGAAAUAUAUACAUUCUGCCAAUGUCCUGCAUCGAGACCUUAAACCAGGCAAUCUGUUGGUUAAUGCUGACUGCGAGCUUAAAAUUUGCGACUUCGGCCUCGCUCGUGGCUUCUCCAUUGAUCCCGAUGAGAACGCCGGCUAUAUGACCGAGUACGUUGCUACCCGAUGGUACCGCGCUCCUGAAAUCAUGUUAAGCUUCCCCAGCUAUACAAAAGCCAUUGAUGUUUGGUCUGUUGGCUGCAUCUUGGCCGAGCUGCUUGGUGGUCGACCAUUUUUCAAGGGCCGUGAUUACGUUGACCAACUCAACCAAAUUCUCCACUACCUUGGAACGCCCAAUGAGGAAACCCUCUCACGCAUCGGCUCUCCCCGUGCACAAGAGUACGUCAGAAAUCUCCCAUACAUGCACAAGAUCCCUUUCCAGCGCCUCUUCCCGAAUGCGAACCCAGACGCGCUUGAUCUGCUGGACAGAAUGCUGGCCUUCGACCCCUCUUCUCGUAUAUCUGUUGAAGAAGCUCUUGAGCAUCGCUACUUGCACAUCUGGCACGACGCCUCGGAUGAACCCUCAUGCCCCACUACAUUCGACUUCCAUUUUGAGGUCGUCGAGGAUGUACCAGAAAUGAGGAAAAUGAUCCUUGAAGAGGUCCUCCGAUUCAGGCAGCAUGUGAGACAGGGCGCUCAGACACCAACCGUGGCAGGGCAGCAGGCACAGCAGCAGGCACAACAGAAUGUCCCGAUUCCGGAAGACCACUCUGGCCCCUGGAAACAUGAAGAUCCCCGGCCCCAAGAGGCUAUAUAUGAUAGCUCCCGAAAUCCCAAUGACUUGGAGGCAUCACUCCAAAGGGGAAUGGAUGUUGUUAGAUAA